CAUUGUGGGUAUCAUCAUAUGUCGUUGUCGGCUCCCGGUCGUCUGUGUAAUGUAAACAAUUGUUAAGUGUUGGGUUAGUUUUCUAUUAUUUUUGAAGUUUUGUGUAUUUUGUAUAUAAAUUUUAGUGUCUUCGAAUUUGACAUUGCUUAAGCUUGUUCAAGUGCUAGUGAGAAAUCACAUUUCGUCACCACAAUGGGAAACAUUUACACCGUUGGACCAAAUGAAGCUCUGAUUGUAUCAGGUGGAUGUUGUGGCUCUACAAAGAAAUCAACCAUCGUGGGAGGAUGGGCCUGGGCGUGGUGGCUGGUUACAGACGUCCAGUAUCUCUCCCUCGAGGUGAUGACUUUGAAUCCAAUGUGUGAGAUGGUGGAGACUUCACAAGGAGUGCCUCUGACAGUGACUGGGGUGGCUCAGUGUAAGAUCAUGAAAGCUGACGAGUUGCUGCAGACGGCUUCCGAACAGUUCCUGGGCAAGAGCGUCAAGGAGAUCAAGUCCACAGUUCUGCAGACUCUGGAGGGCCACCUUAGAGCUAUCCUCGGUACGUUGACGGUAGAGGAGAUCUACAAGGACAGAGAUCAGUUUGCUGCCCUUGUGCGUGAGGUGGCCGCUCCUGAUGUUGGCAGGAUGGGUAUUGAAAUACUCUCGUUCACUAUCAAGGACGUGUACGACGAUGUCCAGUACUUGUCCUCACUGGGUAAAGCUCAGACAGCUGCAGUAAAGCGAGAUGCAGAUGUUGGUGUAGCGCAAGCUAACAGGGACGCAGGGAUCAGGGAGGCCGAGUGUGAAAAAUCGGCAAUGGAUAUCAAGUACAAUACUGACACAAAAAUAGAAGACAACUCAAGAAUGUUCAAGUUACAAAAGGCAAAUUUUGACAAAGAAAUCAACACUGCCAAAGCUGAAGCACAACUAGCUUAUGAACUACAAGCAGCAAAAAUACGUCAGAAGAUCCGUAAUGAAGAAAUACAAAUUGAAGUGGUAGAACGAAGAAAACAGAUAGAAGUGGAAGAACAAGAGGUGCAACGGAAAGAGAGAGAGCUGAAUGCCUUGGUACGACUUCCAGCUGAAGCAGAGAGCUACAAGGUCCAGACAAUUGCUGAAGGCAAGAGAACACAAGCUGUGGAGGUAGCCAAAGCAGAAGGAGAAAAGAUUAAGCUGUUAGGUACAGCGGAAGCCUACGCUAUCGAGAGUGUAGGCAAAGCAGAUGCAGAGAGGAUGAGAAUGAAGGCACAGGUCUACAAGCAGUACGGGGAUGCAGCAAUCAUGUCUCUUGUUCUUGAUGCUCUGCCUAAGAUUGCAGCAGAGGUGAGUGCUCCCUUGGCCAAGACGGAAGAGAUCGUACUGUUGGGUGGCAGUGAUCACAUCACUGGAGAAGUGAACCGUCUCGUAGGGCAGAUUCCACCCUCCGUCCACGCUCUCACUGGUGUCGACCUCUCUAAAGUGCUCAGUAAAGUGCCUGGUGCCAAAUAAUGGAGAUGGUCACCUAGUUCCACUCACUGUUAUGCUAUGCCACUCACUCCAUCAUGACUAAUUCUACAAUUUAUAUUUUAUUAAUUUUGUGGCUGUAAAUCCUGAAAAGGAAUAUAUUAGUAGACAAAAGGAGACAUUAGUGUAUUAUUAUGAUUACCAUGGAUGCCAUAUUUUUAUUCUAGCAAAUAUUGGUUAUGCUUUAUUUUGUUAUAAUUUUUGUUAUAUCUUUAACAUUUCAAUGGUAAGUGAGUACUCAGCUUGAAUUGUCAAUUGAUUAAACGUUAUUGUUUUUUCUUUAUAUGAAUUACUUUUAUGUAAAUUAAUAAGUGAAAUAUAUGAAUACCUAUGAUGAAAUUAGCAGCUCUCUAAAAUGUUAGCACUAAAGGAACAAGGGGAUAUUAUCAAGUGUUUCAUGUUAUGAGCCUUAUAGCUGAUACACUCGGUCUUGUCAUUACCCAUGGUCAAUUCACACAAUGAAUUAUGUAGGGCUCAUGUGUUUAUCAUACCAUGUUCUAAAGUAUUUCUAGAUUGGUUAGUUUUAUUAUUCCCGCUAAAUAAUGAAAUUACAAAAAUACUAUAUAAUCAUAAUCAAGUAACAAUUCAGCUAUCACAGGGUUACCAUUCUAUUAUUUGUUUCUGUUAAUUUUAGUCAAUGCAUUAUUAAACGCCUCUAAAUAUGCAUGCUGUAUAUUGUUUAGGUAUUAACCUAAGUUUAUUCUUUCAGUGGCAAAAUUAUUACAACUAGUACUGUAGUGGUGUAUAUAAAAUUACUAAUAAUUACUAUAAGGUAAACUCAUGUACAAGAAUAAACAUGGCUAUAAAAGAUAGUAUCAAAUGUAAAACUGACUAUACAAAGCAGUUUAUAAAAUAAUUGCAACUGUCCAAUUCAGUUCCAUGGAAAAAAUGUACAGUCCACAAUACCGAAUAAACAUUGCAAUACAACUCAGUACUGAUAAAGACAUACAUGACUAUUAGAAAUGUAUUCGAUGAGUCGGAGAAUGUGUAUUCCUGUGCGUUAUUAGUAUAGUAGUGUUGGUAAAUUAAAUAAAUGGCAGCUUCCCUUACUUAAUACAUUGGUGUACUCAAAUAAUAAUCUGUGUUUAAUUUAAGUAUUAGUGUCUGGUGCCUUUCAAACAAUAUUUUAUCAAAAAAGUAUGAAAUGAUACAAAUAAAUUAUUUUUCUUCUUGAUAAAUACACUUUGAAAAUGUUUAAGGUAUGAAAUGUUUAUUUUCGCAUUGACCUUUCUUACAUAAUAUAUUUUAUUGAAAUUGGCCGCAGAUUUACUUUAUGCUAGAACUUUUUCUUUAGUACAUUUUUAUACAAUAGUUUUAAUGUGUUAAAUGUAGGAUAUUAGUUUCACUUAUAGGAAUAUUUAUGAUCAAAUGAACUAGUAAUCCAAUAAUACAACCAACUGUAAUUUAAAACUUUAUUUUCCAGAAAUUUAAAUUUAUCAGCUGAGCAAUACAAGACAAAUCUCUUAACCAAAUCCAUAUAAUUUUUCAUUUUUACGACUAUUAGCAUCUAAUUUUGAUAUUAUAUUAUGUCUUGAAUACUGAACUUAUCAGUGGCAGGAAGAUUAUAAGCCUUGUGAUUUACAUUUUAUGGAAUUGCACAGAAAGUAUCAAAUUUGGGCAUUAAAACCCCUUCCUAAAAGUGUUAACUGUGAAUUUUUUGAAAAACUAUUGAAAGAAUGUAUUUAAUAUGAUAAAAUCAGAUUAUUUGGUGUUUGGAUUGUAUUUGAAAGUGCCAGAUGACAGUAACAGUUAAUAAAUUAUCAACAUUUAUAUAUUUUUACUCACAGAUUAUGUUUGACAAUUGUUAAGUAUAGAAUGUGUCAUAAAUUAUGUUCAGUACUUGUUGAGAAUUUUACAAAACUGAAAUGCAAAGGGAGAAUGCAGAUUUACCAUAAAUGUCUUUUUCAUGUUUAAAGAAACCUAAAUUUUAUAUUAACACGGUUUUAUCUUACCUGUUUUGUACAAAGCAGGUUGAUUUUUUGCAUUUAGAUUUUUGUUUCAUAUUCAGUAUGUAAUGUAGUAAUUUUUUGGAGUGUUUGUGAUAUUUGACGAUUAACAUAACUGUUUGUAGGAAGUUUUUAUUUUAGUUUGUAAGGAAUCAGUUCUUGAAGUAUUGAACACUAUUUAUAAAUCACCUGUACUUAACAGUAGCAUUAGUUUGACUAUUCUGCAAUUGUUGAGCCAAAACAGAAUACUCAACAUUUCUGGUAGAGGCAGCUCGAUUCUGGUGAACUUGCCUGUAUAGCAGCAUUCAGAGAAGUUUGGGUCCCCUCCCUUCCAUCACCUUUUUCUCCUAGAUAUCUUGGACUCCACACUCAUUUUAUAUUCUUAACCUCCAUUCUACAGAAAGACCUUUUAAAUCAGUUAUUAUCCUAAAAAUAAAUUAUAGUUAGGAUAUCUACUUGGACUACUGUCGAUUAACUGCCACUGUCUAUGAACGGAAUUAAUGAAUCUCACAGUUAGAUAAAAUAUUAACUAGUUUUAAUAUCUGCCUUGUUUACUUUAUGGUGUUGGUAUUUUUAAUAGUAAGGUCUUAUUUAUGAAAUUCUUGAGUUUGACACAAUUUUAACAAUUUACCAAACUGACCCAUUUCAAUGACAAACUGUUCCUUAUACUGGUAAUAUACAAAACUGCCAAGUUAACAACGGUGAUGUCUAUGUAAUCAACCAAAAAUAAAUGUCUUGGUCUAGAUAGAUGCAAUUUGCUGAUUUCCUUGUUGUAAAUCUGGUAUACUUUAAGUAGGACCACUGCCAUUCUGUAUUCAGUUGUGUAGUAAAAAGUCUAUUUUAUCAUUUUUAUUACUAUAGGUUUAAGAAUUCAGUAUUGCUUUACAAGGUUCUGUCACUUUGUGUGCCAUCGGAACUUUUGGAACCAAACACUGUUAUGCAAUGACACUAUGUACGGAUAGUAGAUAGAUUUUUGAGGACUUCGAGCCAUGUAGUUUGCAUUGUCAGAAACCUUGCACACAAUUUUUUCUCUACUAUUUUACAUUAAAUUACAUUGAAUUAUGUUCAACAGUUAGAUUAUUAUAAGUUCUUUUGCAUUUGUUGUCACGAUGUGUGUUCAUCUCUGUUGGUUUGUAACUUUGUGAUAGUUUGUGGCAACACAUGUAAAUCAAUCAUGGUGUUCAUACCUUAGUAUCUGGUACAUUUUUUCUAAUAAAGAGAUAAUCUUUUCA
Messenger RNA from Homalodisca vitripennis (glassy-winged sharpshooter), 4660 nucleotides. It is a transcript of the gene Flo2, whose product is annotated as flotillin-2. Lineage: Eukaryota; Metazoa; Arthropoda; Insecta; Hemiptera; Cicadellidae. The transcript is spliced from 9 exons. The coding region runs from base 193 to 1467 and encodes 424 amino acids. Gene Ontology annotation, cellular component: plasma membrane. The record is from RefSeq and is a predicted model, not a curated record. Gene Ontology annotation, biological process: protein localization to plasma membrane; regulation of myoblast differentiation.